CACUGCUUUUACACUGUUUCCAGCCAUGAAAGCUGUGCUGCUGGUGAUGCUGUUGGUGUUGGCCGCGUGGGCAGAUUCAGCCCAGGCCCAGAAAGCUCUGAGACUCUGUGGCCGUGAGUUUUUUCGGGCGGUCGUCUACACGUGUGGGGGUUCCAGAUGGAGGCGGGGCCAAACAGAGGACCCAAUAAAUGAUUAUAAAAUUGAGCCUGAUGUGGAGUCAGAAAUGGAUCGAGUAAGAAGAGAGGCAUACGAAGCGCUGCUCUCCAUGUGCUGUCAAGCGGGAUGUAGAAAAAGUGAUCUUGUUCACAUGUGCUGAGAAACACUCCUGACUUCAUCAUCUUCUCUGUGAAAAAUGCACUUAAACUUUUUUUUUGAAGACCUGAAUUACAUAAAGUUCAAUGGCUUUAACAUAUUU
Molecule: messenger RNA, 415 nt
Organism: Carassius carassius (crucian carp)
Lineage: Eukaryota; Metazoa; Chordata; Actinopteri; Cypriniformes; Cyprinidae
Gene: insl5b
Product: insulin-like 5b
Exons: 2
Coding region: 26-316 (96 amino acids)
Cellular component (GO): extracellular region
Molecular function (GO): hormone activity
Source: RefSeq, a predicted model, not a curated record